AUGUUACGCAAAGCCCUCAUCCUAGUCCCCUGUCUGCUCCUGCUGAAAAGCUGUCAAUCAUCGCCUUCGCGAAGUGAAAAAUCGGACGAACCUCAUCAUCGACAGAAGCGAGUCCUGUGGCUGACCAACGAUGGACGGAUAGCGCUGCCACCGGGAACUGUUAUGACGAUAACGCCGACCAUAGCACUUCCGUUUGUUCGAUACCCACCUUACGGGUUUCUCAGCAACAUGACGAUCAGUCUGCCCUUCACAAUUGAUUUUGACAAACUGGGACUGACCGAUAACGAAAAUCCGUACGGUGCUCUUCCGCCAGUAUUCGACAGGGGAAUGAAGAGCCGUCAGGCUGGUAUGGUGAUGGCUGACUUUAUUGCCUCAUUCGUCAAGCGGAGACUACACAAACGUGAUUUACAAGAGGCCCCACCGAAAAAUGCAUUUCACGGCGGGGAACGGGCACUUCUGUAUGGCACUGCCGAGGAUAUGUUGAGCACCAUGGGACUCGACGGCAAGGCAUGCUUGUUAAGGGCUAUUUGCGAAGUUCAAGGCCAUCCACUCAAUAACUUUGGACUCAUUGGAGAAAUGCUCAGACUGUUUUUCACGGCAAGUAAGUCGCCAUUCGCGAAUUUACUCAAAGAAUACGUAGAAGCGGAAAAUCGGGGUAAACAGCAUGGCGAGUGUUGGCCUUACUUCAAGAACUGUCCGAAGUCGCUGUUUCUGCCAUCAGACAACAGAUAUACACAAGAUGCAGAUGUAGAUAAUUUGCAAUCAGACUUCACUGAAGAUGUUAACGAGGUUUUCGACUCGAGAGAAGAAGACAACAGGCAUAGUAGGAAGCGGACGAGUUCAGCAAUGUAA
Diachasma alloeum is the source of this 852-nucleotide messenger RNA. RefSeq lists its product as uncharacterized. Bases 1 to 852 code for a protein of 283 amino acids. The transcript is spliced from 4 exons. Lineage: Eukaryota; Metazoa; Arthropoda; Insecta; Hymenoptera; Braconidae. The record is from RefSeq and is a predicted model, not a curated record.